AUGGUGAUAAUAUGCUCAAUCAGAGAAUUUGGUUCCAAGAAGAUAGGGCAUAUCCGCAUUUUGGCGUGGAAAACCGAAUUCGAACAGAAUAUCACCCCAAAUGCCAUUGAAGAGCAAUAUAAAGUGUUACACCAACAGACAGAUUUUAACCCUUCUGACACAACAAAACAACAAAUUUUUGAUAUAUACACGAACGUGGCUUUGGUAGAUAAGGGGGUCCAAGGUGACAAAGUAACUGCCGAUUAUAUUAAAUACUAUUUGUGGCCCACAAAUAAAGCUGAAAAUUACUCUAUUGUGAAUUCUACCACCAUUAAUUCACUCAUCACGGGUGACGCCCUGUAUAUUUUUUUUAUACAUGGCUGGACUGAAUCUAGAGAAACUAAAUGGUAUGAGCUUUUAAGAAAUGCCUUUUUUAAACGUAAUCCACAUUAUUACAUCAUUGAAGUGGAUUGGUCAGUAUACGCAGAGAAAGAUUAUGUUAUAGCAUCAUAUGAUACCAAAUUUAUUGGUGGUUUCAUCGGAGAAUUUGUUGUAUACUUACGUAAGAACUUUGCCAUCCCAUUGGCUAAUAUUCUUGUAGUUGGUCACUCACUCGGAGGACACAUUUCCGGUUUUGUUGGAAAAAAAGUUCAAGAAAUGGUGAAAGAAAAAUUGCCAAGGAUAAUAGCUUUAGAUCCCGCUGGACCCUUAUUUGAAAAUCGACCAGAAGGUGAAAGACUCAGUCCAAAAGAUGCUGUAGUUGUACAUGUAAUUCAUACCAAUGGGGGCGCUUUUGGAUUUUUGGAGGCCUGUGGUACUAUUGACUUUUUCCCGAACAACGGAACCUUUCAAUCCGGCUGUGGUUUCCAGAGUUUCUUGAGUCCGUGUGAUAUCAGAGAGAAAGUAUUUUGCUCUCAUUGGAGAAGUUGGGGUUAUUUCAUAGAAGGAAUAUCUACAACGAAAAAGUUCAGAGCAAGAAAAUGCGAUAACUGGCGUCAGUACACUAGGCAUGCAUGUGAAGCCGAUUAUGAAACUAUAGCAAAUUUAGAAACCAAUAAAACUGGAAAAUAUUACUUGAGAACAAACAACAAACCACCAUAUUCGAAAUAA
Messenger RNA from Zophobas morio, 1089 nucleotides. Its product is annotated as phospholipase A1-like. Lineage: Eukaryota; Metazoa; Arthropoda; Insecta; Coleoptera; Tenebrionidae. The coding region runs from base 1 to 1089 and encodes 362 amino acids. Gene Ontology annotation, molecular function: lipase activity. The transcript has 5 exons. The record is from RefSeq and is a predicted model, not a curated record. Gene Ontology annotation, biological process: lipid catabolic process.